AUGGCUCCGUCAGCCAAGGAAGAGGUUGUCGGAUCCGCAACCCACGUCGGCGAUGAGGAAAUCGCCAAGCCCGUUCGCAAUGAGUACCUUCUACCCAAACCAGAGAGCAUUGCGAACAUGAGUGACGAAGAUCUGGGCACCCUCCGAAAGAAAAUGGUUCGCAAGAUGGAUAUGGUCAUUAUGCCUAUCAUGGGGAUUCUCUAUAUUCUCAACUACGUCGAUAGAUCCGCCCUUGCAGCAACUAAAGUCUACGGUAUCAUGGAGGACCUCAAUAUGACCACCGCCCAGUUUGCGACUGCCAUUACCUUCCUUUUCAUCGGUUACAUCCCAUUCCAGAUUCCUUCCAACUUGAUCAUGACCAAAGUUACACGCCCCGGUCUCUACAUUUGCUCUGCUGCGACCGUUUGGGGAGCCGUCAGUGCCUCUACCGCCGCCGUCAAGACAUACCACACCCUCCUUGUCGUCCGAGUAUUCCUGGGUGUUACUGAGGCUGUCUUCUUCCCUGGUGUGAUCUACUUCCUGAGUGCUUGGUAUACUAAGCAGGAGCUCGGAAAGCGUCUUGCUGCUCUCUACGUUUUCCAGAUGAUUGGCAGUGCUUUCGGUGGUUUCAUCGCUGCUGCUUGCUUGACACUGGAUGGGCGACAUGGUAUUGCUGGAUGGCGCUGGUUGUUUAUUGUGGAAGGAGUGGUAACCAUCGGUUGUGGCCUCAUCUUCGCAAUGAUCAUGCCCGAAUAUCCCCACAACGCCCGACUCCUUAAGCCCGUCGAGCGAGACUUCGCUGUGUGGCGACUCGAAUGCGAGGCUGGCGCCGGUGAAGCCAACGAAGACACGACGGCUCUGGGUGGUCUCAAGGAAGCACUGCUGGAUAUCAAGAUCUGGGCCCUCGUCUGGUGUAUGUUCAUGUCUCAGGCAAUGGGAUCUACAAACAACUUCUUCCCGUCUAUUGUCGAGACCCUGGGAUACAACAAGAUGAACACCAUGCUGCUCACAGCUCCUCCCUUCAUCUUCGCCGCCAUCAUCUUCUGGGUUGUUUCUUACCUCAGCGACCGCAAGAACAUCAUCUACCCCGUUUUCGUCGGCCUUCUAUCCAUGGCGUGCGUUGCUUAUAUUAUUCCGCUGGCUACUACCAGCACUGCCGGUCGCUAUGUUGCCAUGAUGCUCAUGCCCGCAUCCAGUACGUUGACAAGAUAUCGAUUCUCGAAGAUGCGCUCAUUGAAACUAACUCGUGCUGCUUUAGCCGGACCCCAAAUUCUCCUGUUCAAGACUCUCAACCUGCACAUGGCCCGUCCUUAUCCCAAGCGUGCGGCUGGUGUCGCCAUGAUCAAUGCGCUUGGUGGCCUGGCCAACCUCUGGUCCAGUUAUCUGUACUACAACCCUCCAGCGUACUACACUGCUUUCGGAACUGUCCUCGCUUGCACUGUUGUUUUCUUCAUCACCAUUACGAUCUACCGCUGGAACGUGAGGAGGCUCAACAACCUCCUGGACGGUUCCCCAGAGGAUCAGCGAAAGGCCAUGAAGAGCGGAGUUACUCAGCAACAGGUCGAUCUCGGAUGGAGGUACAUCGGUUUCUAA
Molecule: messenger RNA, 1572 nt
Organism: Clonostachys rhizophaga
Lineage: Eukaryota; Fungi; Ascomycota; Sordariomycetes; Hypocreales; Bionectriaceae
Source: the annotation of a GenBank genome assembly